AUGAAAAACAUAUUAAAAUUAUCAAAAGAAGUUCAAAAUGCUAUACGACUAAAUAAACCAAUUGUAUCAUUAGAAUCAACAAUUAUAUCUCAUGGAUUACCAUAUCCUCAAAAUUUAGAAAUGGUUAAAUCAGUUGAAUCAAUAAUUAGAGAAAAUGAUGUUAUUCCAGCAACAACUGCUUUUUUAAAUGGUAUACCUCAUAUAGGACUUACAGAACAACAAUUAAUAGAAUUUGCUGAAACUCCUCAAUCUAAAAUACAAAAAGUUUCAAGAAGAGAUAUGGGUUAUGUUAUGGCAAAUAAAUUAAAUGGUGGUACAACUGUAUCUCAAACUAUGAUAUUGAGUAAAAUUGUGGGGAUUAAUUUUUUUGCAACUGGUGGAUUAGGAGGAGUUCAUAGAAAUUUACCAGGAGAAUUUGAUAUGGAUAUAUCAGCAGAUUUAACUGAAUUAGGUAGAACUUCAGUAAGUGUUAUAUGUGCUGGUCCAAAAUCAAUAUUAGAUAUUCCAAAAACUUUAGAAUUUUUAGAAACUCAAGGAGUAUUUGUUGGAACAUAUAAUGAAGAUAAAUUACCUUUACUGGAGUUAUAUUUACCUGGAUUUUAUAGUAGAGAAUCACUGACUUUAUCACCAUUUGGUUUUAAUAAUUUUGAAGAAGCUGCAAAAAUCACUUAUAAUCAAAAUUUAAUGGGUUUACAAUCUGGAAAUGUAUUUUGUAUUCCACCUCCAAAAGAUACUUCAUUAAAUGGAGAAUUUAUAAAUAAAAUUAUAGAUGAAUCUAUUACAAAAGCUAGAAAUCAAGGAAUUUAUGGUAAAAAAUUAACACCUUUUUUACUUAAUGAAAUUAAUUUAAAAACUAAUGGGAAAUCAGUUGAGUGUAAUAUUAGUUUAGUUAAAAAUAAUGCAAAAGCAGCAGCAGAAAUUGCAAAAGAAUAUCAUAAAUUAACCAAUCAAAAUUAUAAUCAAUCUCAAGUUUCACAACAAGUCAACAUCGAUCUUAAAGAAUUGAAGCAAACAAAAGUAGAAGAAGAUCUUCAAAAAUUAAAAACAUCAAAAGUAGAUGAGGAGAAUCUUCAAACUAACCUAAUAGUAGUUGGGUCAAUAGCAUUAGAUACAAUAGCAACAAUCAACACUAAAACAAAAUUAAAAGAUUCAAAUAUUGGUAAAAUUUCAAAUUCAAUAGGUGGAGUAGGGUUUAAUAUAGCAUUAGCAAGUUAUUAUACUAACCCAACAUCAAUAAAAUUUAUAUCAAGAAUUGGAAAUGAUUUUAGUGGUGAUUUAAUAUCUAAUGAAAUUAAAAUUGAUCUGAAAUUGAUAAAAGGUGAGGGAUCAACAGCUCAAUAUGUUGUUACUCAUGAUUCUAAUGGUGAAUUAAUUAUUGCAGUUGCUGAUAUGUCAAUAAUGGAAGAAAAUUUUUCAAAAGAAGUUAUUCAAGAAAUUGAAUUGACAAAGCCAAAUGUUGUUGUAUUAGAUUGCAAUUUAUCUUCAACAACAAUAAAUGAAAUUUUAAAUUUUGAUUAUCCAAAAAUACCAAAUUUUAUAAUUGAACCAACAUCAUAUAUAAAAGCAAAAAAAUUAGAAUCUAUAGACCUACAAGUAUUUCCUCAAAAUAGAAUUAAAUUAAUAACUCCAACUAUAGAAGAAUUAAAUACAAUAUUUGAAUCAUUUGAAAUUGGUGGUAAAUUUGAUGAUUAUGAUAAUUGGUUUCCCGUAUUAGAUGCAAUGAAUAUAAAUACAUUAUUUAGAGAAAAAAUUGAAAAAACUAGAGAGUUUAAAUCAUUAGAUUUAUCAUCAAAUGGAAUUUUUCAACAAUGUUUUUCAUUAUUACCAUUUUUUCAAAAUAUAUUAAUAAAACUAGGUUCAAAAGGAUGUAUAUUAUUUAGUUUGGUGACUAACGCAAAAGAUUUAAAAAGUAUACCAACAACAUCAAAAUAUAAACCAACUACAACAAUAAUAAAUGAUAAAAAUAGUAGAUUAGGUAUAAUUAUUGAAUAUUUUGAUAUACCAAUUGAAAAUAAAAACCUAGAUAUAAAAAAUGUAACUGGUGCAGGUGAUUCAAUGAUUGGAUAUAUUGCAUCGAAAUUAAGUACCAGUGAAAAUAAUUGGUUAGAUUGUGAAAUCACCAGUAUUGAACAAAUUUGGGAAAAAUGGGAAUGUAUUUAUAAAUCUCAAUUAGCUAGUGGAUUAAGUUUGAUAAGUGAAAAUUCUAUAAAUCCAAAAAUUAAAGAUUUAUAG
Lodderomyces pseudojiufengensis is the source of this 2232-nucleotide messenger RNA. RefSeq lists its product as uncharacterized. The record is from RefSeq and is a predicted model, not a curated record. Gene Ontology annotation, molecular function: pseudouridylate synthase activity. The transcript has 2 exons. Bases 1 to 2232 code for a protein of 743 amino acids. NCBI's taxonomy places the organism in Eukaryota, Fungi, Ascomycota, Pichiomycetes, Serinales, Debaryomycetaceae.